This is a messenger RNA of Tachysurus fulvidraco (yellow catfish), 3251 nucleotides long. It is a transcript of the gene fibcd1b, whose product is annotated as fibrinogen C domain containing 1b. Lineage: Eukaryota; Metazoa; Chordata; Actinopteri; Siluriformes; Bagridae. The record is from RefSeq and is a predicted model, not a curated record. The transcript has 8 exons. Bases 682 to 2169 code for a protein of 495 amino acids.
CUCUCUCUCUCUCUCUCUCUCUCUCUCUCUCUCUCUCUCUCUCUCACCAGUAACCUAGGACACACAGAGAAAAGGAGCCCACUGGCCAGCACGGUCCCACACGAGAUGCCGCGAGCGCUGCGUUCAGCACCGGACAGCUCCAGUCAGAGAGAAAACAGAUAAUGCUGUGGAUUUUUUCCACAGAUAACUUAUUACAACUAACGUAUAGAGUUCAAUUCGAGCGCAAAGGAUCUGGUGGAUUACUCAAUGCGCGCGACGUAAUUUUCUUUUUUUAUUCCUUUUUUUAAUUUUUGAUUUCUUAAUUAACACAAUCUCAUCUCAAGAGGACGCUAUUGCAUUUUGAUAAUACGGGAAAAAAAGAGCUCAGACUUAAGAAGGAGAAAAUAUUGGAGUUUGGUUCUCUCUCUCUCUCUCUCUCUCUCUCUCUCUCUCUCUCUCUCUCUCUCUCUCUCUCUCUCUCUCUCUCUCUCUCUCUUGUUUUCUAAGUACAGGAUGUUAUUGUGGUGUGUGGUGCUGAAAUCCGCGCAGUAGCAGCCCCAACAGUCCAGGCUCAUGUCUGUCUCGUUUGCUCUACAUCUAUCUGUCUUUUUUAUGGAAUUACUGAGUUGGAAAAUCUCUCAUUACUGCUGCUAAUAGACAGAAAGAUCGGUGAAGGUACUGUUUUUUUUUUUUUCUUGGAGAAUGGUGAGUGAUCAAUGGGGAGUGAACAUGAAUAGCUCAUCGGAAGUCGAAGAUGGACAUGGACAGCGGGCUAAAUCGCAGACCUUCUGUGAGUGUGUACCCAGCUCGUCACAGCUCAAACACCGCUGGUCUGACUCAGACACUGUCAGGCAAACUGCUCCCAAGAGGAUGAGCUGCAGUUAUCUGCUUUGCACCAUCCUUCUUUUUGUGGCUGUCCUGCUCGCCAUUACAGUAACUGGCACCAUUCUCUUCUUGAACCACUCCCAAUCUCCGGCUAUUUCUGACGGCCCACCACAUAUCACCACCAAUCAAGACGAGGCCAAUGCCUUGGUAACUGUGGAGCGGGGUGAUGGCUCACGCAUCAACAUUUUUAUUGACCCAAACUGCCCUGAUUACAACAGCAAUUUCCUGCGAUUGGAAGGAGUGCAGACAUCGCUACUCCACUCACUUACCGAUCACGACUCAGACCUAAAGUCAGUCAAAGGCCAGGACCGUGCGCUGUUGGUCAACCUUGCAGAAGAAGUUGCAAAGCUCUCAGCACAUGCCGGCCAACUGAAGAUGGACUACGAGUCUUUGAGGAGAGGGCAAAGCAACUUGGCACAGGAUCUUAACACGCUACAAACUGAACAAGGGAAACUUAUACAGCUGCUUUCAGAGAGCCAGCUUAACAUGGUGAAGGUGGUGAACUCGAUCAGUGAUGCCUUGAACUCCAUGCAGAAGGAGAAUGGAGGUUUGAAGGCUCGUGUAAAGGCUGAUCUGCAAAGAGCCCCAGUCAGAGGAUCUCGUAUCAAAGGCUGCGCUAACGGUUCCCGUCCUCGUGACUGCAGUGAUAUACAUGCAAGUGGUCAGCGGGAAAACGGUGUAUAUUCAGUGUUUCCCACUCAUUACCCUGCAGGAUUUCAGGUCUACUGUGAUAUGAGCACGGAUGGAGGGGGCUGGACUGUGAUUCAGCGCCGAGAGGAUGGGUCUGUGAAUUUUUUUAGAGACUGGGACUCUUACAGAGAGGGAUUUGGCAAGAUCACAGGAGAACACUGGCUUGGUUUAAGGCAGAUCCAUGCUUUGUCUAUCCAGGCAAACUAUGAGUUGAGGAUAGAUCUGGAAGAUUUUGAGAACAGUACAGCAUUCGCCCAGUAUGACAUGUUUGGAGUUGGAUUGUUCUCUGUAGACCCUGAGGAUGAUGGCUACCCGCUGACCAUCGGUGACUAUACUGGCACUGCAGGUGACUCUUUGCUGAAACACAACGGUAUGAAGUUUACAACCAAGGACCGUGACAACGAUCACUCUGAAAACAACUGUGCUUCGUUUUACCACGGUGCGUGGUGGUAUAACAGCUGCCACAUGUCCAACUUGAACGGACAAUACUUGCACGGCCAACACACCUCUUACGCCGACGGAAUUGAGUGGUCGUCCUGGACAGGCUGGCAGUAUUCACUCAAAUUCUCUGAGAUGAAGAUACGACCAACACGUGAGGAAAGGGAGAGCAAGUGAUCUUAUCAAAAACAUUUCUGGAAAUCGAAGGGAAAAUAUUGGCAAACACAUAUAUAUAUAAAAUAAAAAAAAACCAUAUAUUUCAUAAAAAAUGUAGAAGACACUGAAAUUAACUAUCAUCGCUGACUGUGAUUGUGACGAGGAGAUAUCUUUUCGGUCACAUUUGUUUUUUGUCUGGUUUUGUUGAAUCAUUUGAAGAGAAAUCUCAGAUCAAGUGUAUUAUUAACGCCACCGGAUUGACUGGUCAAAGCACGUAGAUAAAUCAGGAAGUGGGCAGUGAACCUUAAGAAAAAAUAUACUGUAAUAUUUAUAACUGUUUUCCUUUUGAGUUCAUUUUAUUUUCAUUUUUGUUAUGCCAUCAGUUCCAAUGAGAAGGUGUUUUGGGUUUUCCUCAUAAGAAAGCAUCGGUUAUUAAUCUGAACAAAGUAGAAUGGAAAAGGGAGUUUCACAAAAAUUGUGGUAUUUGUUAAAAAAAGAUCAUUAGUGGAUUCAUGUAUAGAAAAGAUCAGGGGAUGGUUGAGAGUUUAAAACAGAUCGAGGUAUUGGAUUUUUGGCAGGACGUUUAUGUACAUGUUUGUUAUCGCUAUUACUGAUCAUGAGCCAUUUUUCCACCUUCUUCCCCCACAGAUGGUGGUGUGUGUGUUUGUGUGUGUGUGUGUGUGUGUGUGUGUGUGUGUGUGUGUGUGUGUGUGUGUGUGUGUGUGUGUGUGUGUGUGUGUGAGUGUGUGUGUGUGUGUGUGUGAGAGAGAGAGAGAGAGAGAGAGAGAGAGAGAGAGAGAGAGAGAGAGAGAGAGAGAGAGAACGGGGAGUUAUAGAAGUAAAAGCAAGCAAAAGUAAUUAAAUCAAAUAACCGGGAAUACCAGCAGGCUAAUUCUGGUUGCAUCAUUUCUGUCACAAGGAAUCUUAGUGCAUCAACCUGAUACUGUUUUUAUACAUACAUACAUUGCAUACAUUGACUUGGAAGCUUGUCAAAUUUUCUGUCACGUGAGAGUACGAUAGGAAUGAAGAACAAGAAUGCACAGAUUAUUAUUAAUGCCAUAAGUGGAACAUGCUAGCUUUGUAUGGCUUGCUAGCAAAGUAGG